This is a messenger RNA of Colletotrichum lupini, 2628 nucleotides long. RefSeq names its product YEATS family protein. Gene Ontology annotation, biological process: nucleocytoplasmic transport; regulation of DNA-templated transcription. Bases 1 to 2628 code for a protein of 875 amino acids. The record is from RefSeq and is a predicted model, not a curated record. Gene Ontology annotation, molecular function: GTPase activator activity. Gene Ontology annotation, cellular component: cytoplasm; nuclear pore. The transcript is spliced from 18 exons. Lineage: Eukaryota; Fungi; Ascomycota; Sordariomycetes; Glomerellales; Glomerellaceae.
AUGACCAAGAUAGCGUCAAAAUCCUCAUCCCCAAAUCAGGGACUCCCGGUCCCCAGUGGCAAAGGCAGCAGGCUUGGUGAUUGGCUGCGCGAAUCCAGCUUGGGCUUUGGCUUAGGUGCAUCCCCACAGAGCCAGGAGCGGCGACAGCAUGGCCAGGGCCAGGCCCGCCCGACACCCCUCCUGCCCUCCUGUUCGAAGAAACAUAAUCAUCUUUUGCUUUCCACUCUCCGAUCCCCCCCUUUACUGCAGAACAUACCACUGCUAGCCCUGGCCGUCGCGCCCGUCCGCUCGAUGAGGGGCAGAUUUGGUCGUAAUGCAAAAUCUAAACAGCGUCAUACUUCACCCCAAAACCACUACUUCGCAAAACUCAUCAAUAUGUCUUCUGCCGAAGCUACCGAGCCCAAGGUCGAGGAGACCAAGCCCGUCGAGGUACGAUCACCCCUUUGUCGCACGCGCACUCGCUCCCCCGCCCUCGUCAUGUUCUCAUACGAAGAUAAUUUAAAGCUCACCGCAUCUCACGGGUUCUCCACUACCGGCGAGGCUGAGAAGCCUGUGACCUCCUCUUCCGUUUUCUCUAUGUUCGGAGGUGGUGCCAAGAAGGAGAAGAAGGAGGACGAGGACCGCGGUGACAACUCUGGCAGCGCAAAGGCCCAGCGCGAUGCCGCAAAGAAGGACGGCGAGGAGGAUGAAGCCCCCGAGUCCGAAGAUGUCCACUUCGAGCCCGUCAUCAAGCUGACGGAGAAGGUCGACGUCGCCACCAACGAGGAGGCCGAGGAGCAGCUUUUCAAGAUGCGCGCCAAGCUUUUCAAGUUCGUCAAGGAGACCACUGAGUGGAAGGAGCGCGGCACUGGUGAUGUCCGCUUGCUCAAGCACAAGGAGAACGGCAAGACCCGUCUCGUCAUGCGCCGUGACAAGACCCUCAAGGUCUGCGCCAACCACUACAUCGUUCCUGAGAUGAAGCUGUCCCCCAACGUCGGUUCCGAUCGCAGCUGGGUGUGGAACGCCGCCGCCGAUGUUAGCGAGGGUGAGGCUGAGGCCGUUACCCUGGCCAUCCGCUUCGCCAACUCUGAAAACGCAAACCUCUUCAAGGACUCUUUCCUGAAGGCCCAGAAGGACAACGAGGAGCUUUUCAAGGCCGCUGAGGGCGAGCCCCCCGCCGCCCCCGCUGCCCAGCACGCCGGGCUGUCAUCGAAACGGCCCGACUCCCCUGCAACAACACCGAAACUAGCACCAUUGUCAAACUUGUUUUUACACCCCCCGAUACGAGGCAGGCUGGAUCACUUCGGUGAGGAGAAGCUGAAGAGUGCAAGAAAGACUUGCACCGAGUGGUUCCUUGCUUCCUUCCCCGCAACACGCAACACGCUUGCACGCGGUAAGCUUUCCAGCCACACCCUGGGUGUCUGCAUGGCCCGAGCGUCACCCUCAGCCUUCCAGUCCCAAACCUCCAAAUCCCAACUGACCUCCCCCCUCUCCGAACCCGACACCCUGCUUGACCCCUAUCCUGCGUUGAUACAGCAGCUCAUCAUGAUUGUCGAGGUAAGAUACUGCGAUCAAUCCUUCCGCUCCUCCCAGCGCGCUUCGUCGCGUCGAUUUGCGACAUCACCAUCACCAGCUCGCCCUAUCCAAACGCCAUGCUCGUUGACAGCAGCCUGGAGGAUGAAUACUGCGUAUUCUUCACCCAAUCGACCUGAUCUUGGCAUACCAUACCCUUUGUUCACCUUCCUCCUCCCCAACUUCAACGGGGACCCAGCUACACCUUCACUUGUAAACACCCCUUCUACCAUAGCGCCAGCGCCUAAUCUUUAUCUCCUCAUCUCUAGCGACAAGCCGUCCCCCGUCGAGGAUUUCCCCAUGCGGAAAUGGUCGAUCAACGUCUACAUCAUCGGCGAGGAUGGUGAGGAGCACCCGGCCGACUGCUUCCUCAAGGUCGUCUACAACCUCCAUCCUUCCUUUGAGAACCCGACCCAAACCUUCAACAAGCCUCCUUUCCGUUGUGAAAACGAGGGAUGGGGUGAAUUCGAUAUGACGAUCGAUUGCUACAUUACCGAAAAGUCGAAGCAGUCCCUCAGCCACGACCUCAACUUCGCUAAGAACCGCUACGAGGCCGAGCAUACCGUUUCCUUCAAGAACCCCUCGCAGGCCCUGCAGCUAAUUUUGCGCGAAACCGGCCCCUUGCCAUCAGACGAUGACCGCCUCAAGAAGAAGGGUGGCGCUGGUAAGAAGGGUGCCCAGAAGUACGACUAUGAAAAGAUUGCCCAGGCGCUUGAGAAGCUGGAUGAGGAUGACCUGCUCCGCGUCAUUCAGAUCAUCAACGAUAACAAGACAGCGGAGACAUACAUCAAGAGUGAUGUCGAUGGUGAGCUUGCGCCUGCUUCCCCUGGUGUCGAUCUCUUGGCCGCGGGAGAGUUUUCCAUUGAUCUGUAUACGAUGUCGGAUCAGAUGACCAAGCUCCUGUGGGACUACUUGCACUGGCCUUUGCGCGCAAUAUCUAUGGGACUGCAUGGGCUUCGGAAGUGGGCUGGGCUGGAUAUAUAUGACCGGCCGCUGACCUCACAAAAGAGCAAGAAGGGCCUUGUCACUUUCCCCGCGACCGAAUCGAGCACGAGUCGGGCAGACGAAUCGACAUGA